AGACGUUUUCCAAAAUGAAAAAAAAAACAGCAUCAGAUCAGGUGACAUGGCAUCUCAUUAUCUCAACGCUGCUCACCUCGAGGUUUUAGCUGCUGCUGCGUGCUGCCCGUGUCAAGUCCGGAGCAAGAGCAACCAACCAACCACCUCCUCCCCUCUCCGUCUCCCAGUCCGGCCUCGCUCGCCACUCGGAGUCUCGGAGUCAACCGCCAGCGCCUCGAUCCGGCGAAGCCAGCCCAGCCCAUGGCCUCCGGCGCCGUACCACCGCAGCGGGUCGCCCUGCUGGCGCUCGCCGCCGCCCUCUCCGUCGUCUCAUUCCCGCACCUGUCCCUCCUCGCCUCGUCCCAUCCGCUCCCGCAGGAAGCUGCUGCUGCUGCUGCGGGUGCGGCGGCGGGAGGCGAGGCGUCCGAGCCUCACGGCACCGCCGCCGAUGGUGCCGCCGUGGCGCGGCGCGCGUGCACGUACACGGUGCAGAUCAAGACGAGCUGCGCGUCCCCGCGGAGCUCCGCGGACGCGGUGAGCCUCGCGUUCGGGGACGCGUACCGCAACGAGGUGUACGCGGCGACGGUGACGCCGCGGCGCGGGUUCGAGCGCUGCGCCACGGACACGUUCCGCGUCGCCGGGCCCUGCGGCUACGGCGUCUGCUACCUCUACCUGCGCCGGUCGGGCCGCGCGGCCGGGUGGACGCCCGAGUGGGUCAGGGUGUACGAGCCGGCGUCCGGCGCGCCCUCCACCUUCUACUACGGCGACCCGCUCCCCGACGGCGUCUGGUACGGCUUCGACCGCUGCGUCAAGGCCGGGGCCGGCGCCUCUGCCGAGCAUGGUGCCGCGGCGCGGACGCUGUGACGGACGGACGCGGACGCCGCCGGUCUCUGGGCGACAGGGCGAGGUAGCAGAGCGCCACUCGUGGCGCGCGGUCCUGCUGCCGUGUCAAGCGAUGAUUGCUGGGGCACGGCGUCUCUUUCUGUGCAAGUGGAGUAUUCAUUUCGGGUGGCUGCUAGUAGUAAUAGCUUCUCUAUUUGGUCUAUUUGCGUUACGUGUAGUACGUGCCACGCAUAAUAAAAAGUAGUACGUAUGUCUGAAAAAGAAAAUAUGAGUCCUCAAAGGAUUUUCUAUGCAACGCUAGCAAUAAAAACCGAUCCAAUCUGUGAGUUGUUUUUUUCU
Zea mays is the source of this 1161-nucleotide messenger RNA. RefSeq names its product lipase/lipooxygenase, PLAT/LH2. Gene Ontology annotation, molecular function: protein binding. Lineage: Eukaryota; Viridiplantae; Streptophyta; Magnoliopsida; Poales; Poaceae. The transcript has a single exon. The record is from RefSeq and is marked provisional. Bases 241 to 843 code for a protein of 200 amino acids.